Molecule: messenger RNA, 265 nt
Organism: Ambispora gerdemannii
Lineage: Eukaryota; Fungi; Glomeromycota; Glomeromycetes; Archaeosporales; Ambisporaceae
Source: the annotation of a GenBank genome assembly
GAAGAAAAGGCACGAGGAGGAUGAUAAUGAGUGUAAUGUGAAGAGGAAAGACUUGAAAAAUAUAAAGUACGGAGAGUUGACUGACUUUGUCCUAAAUGUAGUCAGUAAAUUGGAAAAGAAUGAAGAGCAAGUAGGGAAAAUUGUACGAUUGGCUAUAGCUAAAGAUGAGAUAUUGAUUAAUAUUUGGAAAAGUUUAAUGACUCAAAAAGAUGAAGAUGCGAAAAUUAAAAAAUUCGUGAUUCUAGCAAAUUUCCAAUUUGACAUG